This is a messenger RNA of Thermothelomyces thermophilus ATCC 42464, 924 nucleotides long. RefSeq lists its product as uncharacterized. Lineage: Eukaryota; Fungi; Ascomycota; Sordariomycetes; Sordariales; Chaetomiaceae. Gene Ontology annotation, biological process: chromosome segregation. Gene Ontology annotation, cellular component: kinetochore; Mis6-Sim4 complex. The record is from RefSeq and is a predicted model, not a curated record. Bases 219 to 773 code for a protein of 184 amino acids. The transcript is spliced from 2 exons.
CGCGACGCCCCAUUUACGCGCCUGCCUUGGUACGCACCACGCCGGUCCCCUCCCCUUCCUCCCCUUCCCGCUGCCCUCCAAACAAAGGGGAUUAGGCGUCGGGGGGAUUGCCGUGAGACAGGAGCUACCCCCUACCUUCAAUAACCGAGCCAGCCCAUCAUAUCAACCACGGGCCUUGUUGUCUUUUCGUCCGCAACGCUCCGAGGCAGACCCAGGAAAUGGCGCCGACAGAGCAAACUAUCCUCAGCAAUUACCUGCUCGCCCCAGCGCAGCUGCCUGCCAUCAUCUCGCUGCAGGAAUUCACUGCUCUAUUUCCUCGGAAACUGCAGUCGUCUCCCAGGAUCCGCAGUCUCUACCGCGACUUGCAGAGCCAGAGAAAUGCUGUCGUGGACCAUGUGGCCGCCCAGAUUGAGCAGGAGGCAAAGCAUGGAAAGGCAAUGCGGCGUGCCGUGAUCAGGUCAAAGCGGGAGGCAGAGGCCCAAGAGCAGGACGAUGAAAUCGAGAUUGAGAGGAUGCUGGGAAACUGGUCAGAGCCGCAGAACGCAAAGCACAGUCUGGCCUCCAUCCUCCCCGACAUGGAGGGCGCCAUCGGCGCGCUAGAAGCUGAGCUCCAACUCCUGGAGGAAGAGGAAGCAUCCCUGCUCGCCUCUGUGCGGCAGACCGUCGGCGCGAUGAGCGACCUGCGCUACGGCCGCCUGGCUAAUAGCCAGCUCCCGGAACAGGUACUAGACGGCCUGGGCAAUCUAGAAGAGAUUUGCAGGUCAAAGAAUUGAGGAUUCUGUUCGAUCCGUUGUGUGUGUGUGCCUGUCCGUGACUUGCCCUCCAUUACAAAACCAAUGAUACGGGAAACUCGUCCCUCUCAGCCCGCCGCCGUCAAACCGAGAGCCAACAGAACAGAGGCGGCCUACUGAGUAAUUACAGUAC